Messenger RNA from Thyridium curvatum, 387 nucleotides. RefSeq lists its product as uncharacterized. NCBI's taxonomy places the organism in Eukaryota, Fungi, Ascomycota, Sordariomycetes, Thyridiales, Thyridiaceae. The transcript has a single exon. The record is from RefSeq and is a predicted model, not a curated record. The coding region runs from base 1 to 387 and encodes 128 amino acids.
AUGCCCGACAUCGCCACCCCAAACCUCCCCUCCCGGGACUUCACCACCACCUCCGCCUUCUACAGAAAGCUAGGCUUCGCCGAGACCUUCCGGGACGAAGGCUGGAUGAUCCUCAAGCGCCCCAGCACCAGCACCGGCACCGGCCUCACCCUCGAGUUCUUCCCGCACCCGGAGCUCGACCCGGCCGCCAGCUGGUUCAGCUGCUGCCUGCGGCUCGACGACGUCGACGCCUUCUUCGCCGAGGUCCUCGCCGCGGGCGUGCCCGAGGCCACCGUCGGGUUCCCCCGAGCGCACCGGCCGCAGGGCGGGGACGGGGACGGAGGGGGCGCCCUGCUCGACCCGGACGGGACGCUGCUCCGGUUGCUCAAGUCGCAGCCUGCUGCCUAG